Messenger RNA from Cantharellus anzutake, 1246 nucleotides. RefSeq lists its product as uncharacterized. The transcript has 2 exons. Bases 237 to 935 code for a protein of 232 amino acids. NCBI's taxonomy places the organism in Eukaryota, Fungi, Basidiomycota, Agaricomycetes, Cantharellales, Hydnaceae. The record is from RefSeq and is a predicted model, not a curated record.
GGAUUUUGGAUUUGUUUUUGAGUUCUCUGGGAAUGACACGUACUGGGCUAACCUUGCGACGAUGAAGUCAUUUGUAAAGAGCCUUAUUUCAAUGCAGAAAAAGAGCAACUCUCCCUUGAUCCACUGCAGGAGUGCAUCUGGCAGCUCGACGCAUCGCCAGUGCACACAUCCCUUGAGUUUCGUGCUUGGUUGUAUGAAAACUUUCCCUGGAUAGUUCUUGAUUAUAUCCCUGGUGGAUGCACAGAGGUCUCUGGCAGCCCUGCGACGUUGGUAUACAGUGCCCACUGAAACACGCUGUGAAACGAUCACAGCAGACAGCAGCGAUAAAAGAGGUCUACUCGCAGUUACAAACUGGGGUGGACUCAUGCAAUGUCAGGCUCGACACUAAGCUCGGAACACUAAGGGACCGUGUUCCUGAGACCCUCAUUCACGCAUUCAACGCCAUGAAUCAGGAGGAUAAAAUCCAGAAGGCCUUCGAACUCUGUUGCUCAGGCAAUUUCAACCUAUCUCAUUCCAGCCUAACCAGUCGCCCACUACGCCUGAUCCUCGACUCCCUCCCCCAAACCAAUCCCGAUCUUGCAAGUGCAAUAACAGCACCCCGCAAGCAACCCUGUAAUGAUGGCAAACGGCUCCCAGGCUCCAGCUCUGUCACAGUUGAGACAGAGUUCACGGAUACUCCGGAGGAUGAUGCCGAUGUGAUGGUGGAAGAGGUCUUUGAACAUGUAGCUGGGUGUGCGGUGGAUGGGCUUGAGGUGAUUGACGGUGGCCUGCAGGCCGCAUCAACUUAUGCUGAGGAGGCUGAGUCUGGUGUCCUCCUAGGUGAGACUACCUUAAUCCCUUCUUCCUCGGGUCUUCAAAACUGUGACCUUGGCCGUGGAAGGCGAGUCAGACAGGCACGCAACUUGGAGGAAGAAAUGGCGAUUGCCAAUUUUUGAAGGUAUGUAUUACCUAAAAAAGAAAUUUGAAAUAUAUUUGCAUAGCCAUGAGGGCCGCAUUGACUUGCCCCAACCUUUUUCUCAACGUGAUGCGUGACAAAAUGGCAUAUUUGAGCCGGACCUUUUUGCUAGCGUGACGCGUGACAGGUAGUUGGUUGUGUUAGUACAGUACGUCCGCGUCGUUGGUGGAAAGCUUGAGGAGAAAAGCUGCCAUUUUACGACGGGGAUUAUGAAAUUGAAGUGCUGCGGAGACGAAAUGAAUGGGGAUCGGAUCCAUUUCGCGUACUCACCCACACAAACAUAGGUACAUC